Brassica oleracea var. oleracea is the source of this 931-nucleotide messenger RNA. Its product is annotated as protein FRA10AC1. Lineage: Eukaryota; Viridiplantae; Streptophyta; Magnoliopsida; Brassicales; Brassicaceae. The transcript is spliced from 11 exons. Gene Ontology annotation, biological process: dephosphorylation. Gene Ontology annotation, molecular function: phosphatase activity. The record is from RefSeq and is a predicted model, not a curated record. The coding region runs from base 58 to 801 and encodes 247 amino acids.
CCAUACAUAGGCCAGCCUAUUAUAAAACGACCUAAAGGUUGACGACAUCGGAGGAUAAUGGCUUCUUCGGCAACUAUCAGAUCUGAAAUUUACGACCGAGAAGAACGCAAGCAGCAAUACCAAGCGCACAUUCGUGGCCUCAAUGCUUAUGAACGCCACAAGAAGUUCUUGAAAGACUACGUUCGUUUCUAUGGCAAGGACAAGCCGACAGAAGUCAAGCUCCCGCUUAAAACCGACCACGACACACUUAGAGAAGGAUACCGGUUUAUACGUUCUGAAGAAGAUGAUUUGAACCCUUCUUGGGAGCAAAGGCUGGUGAAGCGAUACUAUGAUAAGCUUUUUAAGGAAUACUGUAUAGCUGACAUGUCAAGAUACAAGACUGGUCAGAUGGGUUUAAGAUGGAGAACGGAAAAGGAAGUAAUGUCAGGCAAAGGGCAGUUUAUGUGUGGGAGCAAACAAUGUCAUGAAAUAGAAGGGUUAGCGAGCUAUGAGGUGAAUUUUUCUUAUCACGAAGCUGGAGAACACAAACAAGCCCUUGUUAAACUCGUAACUUGUGAGAGAUGUGCUGAGAAGCUUUACUACAAAAGAGGAAAGGAUGCUGAAAGAUCAGAGAGUAAAGAAAAGAAAAGGCAGAAACGUAAACGGAAUCGAUCAAGUAGUGAAGAUGACAUAGAGGAAGAGGAAAGGAGAAAAGGAAAAAAGAACAAGUCCAAGCUGGAAGGUUGUGAGAGAGAAGGCAAGGAUGAUGAAAACUUCGACGAAUUCAUGGAAGGAAUGUUUCCGGGGAAGGGUGAUAAUUAGAGUUUCAGAAGUUAAACCCUGUUUGUAUCAUAACCUAAGACUUAGUUUGGGACCAUAACAUCAAUUACUUUUAUUUUUAUUUUAGUUUGGUGUUGAUACCUAAGUAUAUACAACAAUAGGACUUCUCACA